Molecule: messenger RNA, 1620 nt
Organism: Ramularia collo-cygni
Lineage: Eukaryota; Fungi; Ascomycota; Dothideomycetes; Mycosphaerellales; Mycosphaerellaceae
Product: related to integral peroxisomal membrane protein
Exons: 2
Coding region: 1-1620 (539 amino acids)
Biological process (GO): peroxisome organization
Cellular component (GO): peroxisomal membrane
Source: RefSeq, a predicted model, not a curated record
AUGGCCGCUUUCGACACACCUUGGACCUUCAUGAGCGAACAGUAUCAAGAUGACCGCCAGGGCUACGAUGGUGCCCGCAACAGCACCCUCCCCGAGCCCACCGUAGCCGCCUUUGCCCCGAAUCAGCGGACGGGCACACAAAAGGCCACCCGCGCGUCGGUCGUUAUACACCAGAAAUCACCACUCCUCACUGCUACUCCCCCGCAAGUCACCAGAGCGUUGGCAUAUUCACACCCAUUCAUACUCCCUCUCAAUCACCUCGCCGGGUUACUAUCAUGGACCACGUCGGAUCCGUGGGAAAGCUUCCUCCUGGUUGCAGCAUUCUGGUUCGCAGUGCUGUACGGGGAUGAUGUCCUACGAUGGGCGGGACSAAUCGUGCUGCUUGCCAUGUUGAUGGCGGGCAUGUACUCGAGGAGGUAUAGCCCGCUCUCAAGCACAUCAUGGAAUGGAGAGAUCAAGAAACGUAAAAGAGCGGAAUCCGAAUCCCAGCAAAGAAAAAGCCUAGACGAGAUAUUGUCAACACUGCAAACCUUCACAAACCGCUGUGAUGUAUUGUUGGACCCGUUCUUACGAUUGACGGAGUUUCUCAGCACUCAAUCGACUGCAACCUCCGCCACGACCCGACCAGCACUCACAUCCAUGUUCAUUCGACUGUUGGCCAUCACGCCAGUGUGGAUUCUGCUGACGCUCCCACCUGUUCGGAUCAUCACAACCCAACGUGUUACGCUAGUCUUGGGCACGAUUGGCAUGACUUGGCAUAGUAGGCCUUCGCGAGCCUCUCGUGCCAUCCUCUGGCGUAGCAGGGCGGUCCGAUAUGUCACCUCGGUAGCCACUGGUCUCAACUUCCCUUCACCAUCGGUCAACACAGGGAAGACACCGCCACCCCUACCACCUCGUACUCCUGCAGCACUCGCGAAAGCCUUAAAGUCAAAGGGAUCAAAGCCCGGAGUUCGCUUUACUUUCGCCAUUUACGAGAAUCAGCGACGCUGGGUAUUUUUGGGGUUUACCGGGAACAUGUUUGCUCACGAACGCCAGUCAUGGACCGACGAGCAUCUUAAUACAGUUCCCGACAAGGAUAAUUUCGAACUUCCGAAUACCGACAAUGAGACGACAAAAUGGAGUUGGGUUGAAGGCAGCGAAUGGAAAGUCGAUCCUGCUUGGUCCGAAGACAUACAGACCACCAAAGGUGCUCGCGAUAAAGAUGGCUGGACCUACUACGACAACAAAUGGGCCGGUGGUAGCAAGAUUGAUGACUGGAGCAAAUGGACACGUCGUAGGCGAUGGGUCCGUGAUGCUGAGUUGAUCGAAGUGCCACCGGAAGAGCUCGCCGCGACGGCCGACGCUGAUACCCAGUCUAUUGCAAGCACCGACAUGGGUGACGGUGAUAGCAUCACCACGGCAGUCAAGAAAAAGGGUUGGUUCGGGAAACGACGGCUCACCAAUGAAAAGGUCCGGGUCGUCGACAAGUCGGACAUGGUUUCUGUGAGUGGCAGCGGAGAUACGGGCAAGACCAGUCGUUCUCGCGAUGACCCUACGGAUGAUUUGCAUACGCCGCUGCAAUAUCGAGAAACUCAAUGGGAUCGUAGUAUAGGUGAUGGACUUGCGGAAAUGCUCAGUUAA